AGGAGCUGCUCUACAAAAGUGACUGUCAGACACAUCACAAGAGACACUCAUUCUCCUGCUGCUUCUGUCGUGCUGCUACUGGCGAGAACAUGGGUGGAACCCUGCGGACAGUCCUCCUCGUAACAGAGGCUUUGCUUCUGUUUGGUCUGAUGGCAGUUAUCCCUCAAGUCCAAUCAGAAGACUGCCCAUCGACUGGUAUGGGUCCUUUUGAUUACAAACAGGCGCUGUGUAUGUCUUACCUGUUUUACGAAGCUCAGCGAUCUGGGCCACUUCCUGCAGACCAGAGGGUGAAGUGGAGGUGGGACUCCGCCUUGGGAGAUGGCUCAGACGUCGGACAUGACCUCACCGGAGGAUACUAUGAUGCUGGUGAUUUCGUGAAGUUCGGCUUCCCAAUGGCCUUCACAGCCACAGUCCUUGCCUGGGGUUUGGUUGAUUUUGCUGAAGGACAGAAGGCCGCCGGGCAACUGGAGUAUGGUCGAGCGGCUGUCAAAUGGGCUACAGACUACUUCCUCAAGGCACACACCAAUCACUUUGAACUGUAUGGCCAGGUUGGUGACGGCAACGUUGAUCACAUGUACUGGGGGAGACCGGAGGAGAUGACUAUGAACAGACCAGCGUUCAAAAUCACAACCAGCGCCCCAGGAUCAGACUUAGCCGGUGAAGCAGCAGCUGCUCUGGCUGCAGCCUCAAUCGUCUUCAAGGACGUCGACUCUGGUUAUUCAAGCCAGUGCCUGGAAGCAGCGAAGGACUUGUACGACUUUGCAGACCAGUAUCGCCUGACCUACGAUACCUCCAUUCCAGAGGCUGCAGCUUUUUACAAGUCCUUCAGUGGCUACGGUGACGAGCUGUGCUGGGCAGCGCUGUGGCUGUUCAGAGCUACUGGGGACAACUCGUACCUCCAGAAGGCUCGAGGACACUGGGACGAGUUUGGCCUUCAGUAUGGUGGUCCAGGAUUUGGCUGGGAUGAUAAAAAAGGUGGCGUUUAUGCUCUCUACACAAUGCUGGAUUCUGAUGCCCUGUUCCGCGACACCUUUGCUGGCUACCUGAAAAAUAUGAGAGAGAACGUUCCGUUCACUCCUGGCGGCAUGAUCUACCUAGGCGAGUGGGGUUCUGCCCGCAGCGCAGCGAGUGUUGCCUACCUCGGCCUUUUCGCAGCUAAACUGGGUAUUGAUGCUGAUGCUAACAGGGCAUUUGGAGAGAACCAGAUAAACUACAUUCUGGGUUCCAAUGGGCGUUCGUUCGUCGUAGGAUUUGGCAACAACCCACCACAAAAACCACAUCAUCGCUCCAGCUCAUGCCCUGAUAUGCCCCAGACUUGUGAUAAUAGCGCAUUUGAUAAUCCUGGCCCCAAUCCUCAAGUCCUUUAUGGCGCCCUCGUUGGAGGACCUGACCAGAAUGAUGGCUAUGUUGAUGACCGUGGCGAUUACGUUCACAACGAAGUUGCCUGUGACUACAACGCUGGUUUCACGGCGGCUCUGGGUGCCAUGAUAGAAAUCAACAUGAGGAGUUAACUACUAUAGCUAACUGCCACAAGAUCCAUCAGAACAGCCACAACUGAGGCGGUGCUGCAAACAAUGAGGAACAUCUGAAGAACACCCAUCAGCGACGCAUGUGGACGAGUUAGUUCCAUUUCAAUGUAGAUCUGUGUAAACAAGAAA
Messenger RNA from Macrobrachium nipponense, 1658 nucleotides. Its product is annotated as endoglucanase E-4-like. The transcript is spliced from 14 exons. The record is from RefSeq and is a predicted model, not a curated record. Gene Ontology annotation, biological process: carbohydrate metabolic process. Lineage: Eukaryota; Metazoa; Arthropoda; Malacostraca; Decapoda; Palaemonidae. Bases 90 to 1511 code for a protein of 473 amino acids. Gene Ontology annotation, molecular function: hydrolase activity, hydrolyzing O-glycosyl compounds.